AUGGAUGAUUACGAUGAUUACGAUGUUGAUUGGGUGUGGGCCAAUGCAGGAGCCUUUGUCUCCUCCCGAGGUAAGACUCCGAUAAUGUUGCAGGUUGAUGCCUCAGCUCCGAACCGUCCGGUCGGUUAUAGACCAAAACCUCUAACAUGUUUCUGCUGUGGCAGCACAGGGCAUGUGGCCAAGUUUUGCAGGCAGAAGUUGGAAAUGAAGCAGGCCAAUAGGAACCAGAUGCGUCGACGCUCUGAUGGCUAUAGGCCAAGGCCCCAACCUUCGUUCUCUCCAAUUUUCUCCAUUACGACCGAUACAGGAAGUGCUCUUGUUGAGGAUUCAUCUGCAACUGUGCUGACACCAGAAAUUUCGGGUGUCAACCCUCAAUUGUGGGCGAAACACAAAGAUGACAAUUGUCAAUACACGUGGACGAGACUCCCUCAAGGGUUCAGAGAUUCUCCGGCUGUCUUCUCCUCAGUAGUGCACGAUACACUGAAAGAUGUCAAACUCCCACCAGACACCUGCUUGCUCCAAUAUGCUGAUGACAUUCUGGUCACUGGUGCCUCUGAGGACAUGUGUGCUGCUGCCUCAAAGAUUGUGUGCAACAUUCUAGCUGAAGCUGGAUUCAAGGCAUCUAAAGAGAAACUUCAAUGGGUGCAGAGGAAGGUCACUUACCUCGGACAUGAACUGUCACAAGGCAAAGUUCGUCUGUCUGCGGACAGGAUCAAAGCCAUUGCUACAUUCAAGCAUCCAUCCACACGGAAGCAAAUGCAAAGCUUUCUGGGACUGGUCAAUUACUGUCGCCUGUGGGUGCCUAACUGUUCCAAGUAUGACAAAAUCCUGCGUGAAGCUACGCUGGGUGACAUGGAGGACAUUACAUGGACAAGUGAGAUGAAUCAAGCAUUCAGACAUUUGAAAUCCUCACUCUUAAGGCCGCCUGCCCUCGGCCUACCUUGUUACACCCAAGACUUUCAUUUGUACGUGUACGAAAACGGAGGCACAGCCGCUGCAAUCCUGGCCCAAGAGCAUGGGGGCACUUUCCGUCCAGUAGCUUAUUUAUCUAAGACCCUGGAUUCAGUAGCCAGGGGACUCCCAGCCUGUUUGCGUGCAGUGGCCGCCACAGCUGUCAUGAUACAAGAUGCUGAAAAAGUUGUUUUAUCGCAUCCACUCAUUGUGCAUGUCUCUCAUCAGGUAGGAGCCAUCAUGCAUAACAUUUCUACUCAACACAUGACUGCCCAACGCCGUUCAGGCUAUGAGGCUAUUUUGUUAGCAACUGCUAAUUUAACGUUGAAAGUAACUUCUGUUCUUCAUGGCCCUACUGUACAUUUGCACAGAUUGCUGACGCAAGGUGAAUUUGAGAGUGACGACCAUGACUGCCUGACCAGGAUCCAAACUUCUACUGCCUGCAGGCCAGACGUUUCUACGUCUGUCCUGGAGGAGGGAAAGCAUUGGUAUAUUGAUGGAUCCUGCUUUAAGCCAAAUGACAGUACAUAUUUGUGUGGUUACGCUAUUGUUGAAUUACCUGAUAAAGUAAUUGAAGCGCAUUCACUGCCAUAUAAAUCAGCACAAGUUGCAGAACUGAUUGCAUUAACAAGAGCUUGUCAAUUGGCUAAAGGUCAGUGCAUCAAUAUAUACACUGACUCCAAAUAUGCGUACGGUGUAGUCCAUGAUUUUGCUAAAUUAUGGGAGGAAAGAAACUUCAAAACCUCCGACGGAAAACCAAUUUCGCAUCAUAAUGUUGUGGCUGAACUGAUUAGUGCAGCACAGCAACCAUUGAAGCUUGCAGUUAUUAAAGUAGCUGGUCAUAAAACAGGUGAAUCUGAUGAAGCCAAAGGAAACAGAUUUGCAGAUGAAGUAGCAAAAUGGGCAGCCAAUGAAGUGAAACCAGAUCAAGCUGGUAUUUUAAGAGAUAAGCAAGGUAGAAUCGCACUACCAGCAUCCACAGUUGUAAUGCUGUGCAGACAUUAUCAUGGUGUAUCACAUGUGUCGAAAGAGAAAGUGAUACAAAAUUUGAAUCGAUCAUACUGCAUAGCCAAUGUUCGAAGAAAUACUUUGUUGAUAUUGGAUGCUUGUCUAGUGUGUGCUCAAACCAACAGGCACAAGGCAAUCCGCCAUGAUGCUUUACCGCAUCCAGAACUUCCGUUCCAAUAUUUACAGAUUGAUUUUACACACAUGCCUCCAUGUGGAAAUCACAAGUAUUUGCUUGUGAUUAUUGAUCGAUUUACUAAGUGGCCUGAAGCUUUUCCAUGUGGAAAAGAAGACGCGAAGACAGUAGUAAAGAUUCUUGCAAAAGAAAUUAUACCGCGCUUCGGUAUUCCGACCGUGAUAGCAAGCGACAAUGGAACUCCGUUCACUUCUAAAGUUACACAAUUAUUAGCUAAAGAGCUGAAAAUUAAUUGGCAUUUCCAUAUUCCGUACCAUCCGGAAUCUUGUUCGAACGCCGAACGACUUAAUAAAACGAUAAAAGAACGUCUAAAUAAAGCGUGUCUAGAUACGGGAAGAAAUUGGGUUGAUUUGUUGCCUGCCGUACUGACGGAAAUAAGAAUGUCUCCGUCAGCCACUACAAAAAUGUCUCCAUUUGAAAUUCUCAUGGGUAGACCUUUCCCGACCCCUUGGGUCAGAGGUCGCGCUGGCAAUCUUUCCACAGGUGACACGGAGGUGAUCAUCGCAGAUUAUGUGGAUUCCCUUGUUAGAACGUUAAAUGGCAUAAAUGGUGAUGUUUCUCUCUCUCUCCCUCUUCCCUCAGAAAAGCCAACUCAUCCCUUUGUUCCAGGACAGUCGGUGUUGGUGAAGUGUCUAAAACCCACAAAGCUUGGGGAAGCGAAUUAUCUUGGGCCUGCCACCGUGAUCGCUGUGACAAGGACCGGUGUUCUGACUGACCUCCAGCCGCAGUGGAUCCAUGCUAGCAGAGUGAAGGCAGCCCCGUCCCCAGGGAGCGCAUAAGCCUAUGUGGAGGUGGAUAUCCAGCACUUAUCGAAAGGAGAACGAGGAAGAGAAGUAGACGAAAAAAGAAAAAAAAGAAAAACGAGAUUGCUGAUUGAAGUUAGCAAUAAGUAUCAUUGAGUCCAUCAAGUCAUGUUUGCACAGUCGCUUUUAUACCUGAUUGUGCUAAAAAAUCUGCUAAUUUACACACAAGCGCUUAUAAGCAGUGGUAAUGAAACUUGGUUGGAUCAUACAGAUGAACCACAUGCGUUUGCCUCCAAUAUGUGGUGGAGGUUAGCCAACUUCACUGCUAAGUCAACAGGAAAAAAGAGUGACUGUUAUGUUUGUACAAAAAUGCCACAAAGUGCGUCUGGACCUCAUGUAAGUGUUAAAUCACCAAAGACAGACGGAGAGCUGUUUUGUCCUUUAUUUCUUAGUACUGUGGGAGCGAUUGCACCUCAAAAUUCAACUGUGAACUGGACUUGUCCUGAUAACAGGAAACUGACAGUUGCAGUACAAGUACAUGCUAAAGUGGCAACUGUAGGUCCCAUUCCCGACUCAUUGUUAUGUAUUGAAAGAAAAGUAGGAGCCGCAGUACUUGGUUCAAUUCCUGAAGGUAAAUGUAAUCAAAUGUAUCGCCGUUGUGAAGUACGAAAUACAGCCUGUUGUCUUAGCUGUUUGGAAGGGGAAGGAAAAUUUAACUUGGAAGAUUGUUUAAAAAGGUCUCCUCUUCCAAUUUCAGCUACGGUUGCUUAUGCCAGAGCAACACCUGAGCUUCAAGAGUUAUGUGAUGAGUAUUGUGGACUGUACGCCGGUAAAAAUUGUAAUAGGUAUGUUCCAUCUGUAAAAGGAACCAGAGCUUUGAAAGACUGGUUCUGGUUAUGUGGACACGGGGUUUAUACCUCGCUACCAUUCAAUUGGAGUGGACGAUGUGCUUUAGUAACUUUAGAGGAAUAUUCUAUGAUCAUUAGACCACACAGGUAUGACAAUGUGACUAACCAACGAAACACACGCUCCCUCUCUGACCGCAGCUCAACUAGUAGUUUGGGAAGAGACAAUCCAGUCCCCAAAGAACACAGAUUAUGGACUGGUAUGGAAAGAUUCUUUGAAAGUAUAUUCCCAUCAAUAGGAGUUGGUAGUCUUCAAGUUGAAGUAGAAGUUACAAGAUAUGAAUUGAUUUCCUUUAUUAAAACGACAAAAGCCACCUUAGAAGGUGUCCGAGAGGAGCUUCGAGCUCUUCGUUUAACUGCUUUACAGAAUCGUUUGGUUCUGGAUCAACUUACAGCUGCACGGGGUGGAGUCUGUGUGAUCGUUGGAAUUUCUUGUUGUACGUAUAUACCAGAAAAUGAUGAAGAUGGUCAUAUCAUAGCUGAUGGAAUAAACAAUAUGACAAGAAUUGCUGAUGAAUUACAAAGAAGAGAAGUGAGUGAUAGAGGUGGUUUUGGAGAUUGGAUUACGAGUUGGAAACAAAUGCUUGUAUCGGCCUUAAUACCAAUAGGAGUUAUCCUAUUAAUCCUUGCAUUUAUUGUUUGCUGUAUUAUCCCAUUUAUUAGGAUGUUGAUUUAUCGUGCUAUGAAUACUUUCGUAUCCUCUCAAUAUUCUCUAGCGAAUAGAACUAUCAAGUAUUAAUGAUUUGAAGGAAAUGUUUGAUUGAAGGAUUUUUUCGUGUAUUAUUCUGUAAUAAUGGACAUGCUGAUCAUGUGAUAUGAUAAUUCUGUUAUAUGAUAACUGUCAUUAUCAAAGGGGCCAUUGUCAGAAAUAUAAGUCUUUUUAGUCUCAGCUAUGUCCAUUAGGCCCAAGAGUAUAAAGGCUCUAUGAAGAGUUUAUGCUUUGCUUGCACAUUCCUCUGUAUGUAUGUGUGUAAGUUCAAACAUCUGGAGAGUUUCUCCCUCUCCCCUUUCUGUUCUUCUUUCUUUUGUUACAUAUAGAAAGUCUUCUAGGAUCCCUAGGUUCUGAGGGUAUUUUCAACGGAUAUUGACCAUAUUCGGAGUUAUUAUAUAAAUGUUAUACAACGUAUAUAUGAUAUGGCAUGAGGUCAUAUAUAAUUCUAUUGGAUAAGACCAGAUAACUCCCCUCGAUAUUUUCAUAUAUAUUUGCAUGUCACAUAUGGGGAGGCUGAGCUAUCUUUUCUGGCUCCCCCAGCGCUGGUGAUUUUGAUUCUGUAUGGUCUGUUCACAACUCAAUAAAAGGACGUGGAGGAAAAGGCA
Messenger RNA from Pimephales promelas (fathead minnow), 5117 nucleotides. NCBI's taxonomy places the organism in Eukaryota, Metazoa, Chordata, Actinopteri, Cypriniformes, Leuciscidae. The record is from RefSeq and is a predicted model, not a curated record.